Molecule: messenger RNA, 3270 nt
Organism: Megalobrama amblycephala (Wuchang bream)
Lineage: Eukaryota; Metazoa; Chordata; Actinopteri; Cypriniformes; Xenocyprididae
Gene: esr2a
Product: estrogen receptor 2a
Exons: 15
Coding region: 829-2574 (581 amino acids)
Biological process (GO): estrogen receptor signaling pathway; regulation of DNA-templated transcription; cellular response to estradiol stimulus
Cellular component (GO): nucleus
Molecular function (GO): nuclear receptor activity; zinc ion binding; sequence-specific DNA binding
Source: RefSeq, a predicted model, not a curated record
AAAUUUUUGGGUGAACUAACCCUUUAACUACAAAAGUUCCACAAUGACAUCAUCCUCCAGGAAGUUACAUCAUUUUGGAGGGAAAACAACGGCACAAACAUCAGCAUGAGUGACCUACAUGUUUGAUGGUGUCUAUAAAGUCACUCCACGUCUCCUUGUAGAAGACGGCUACAUGUGGCUGAAAGCUGAUACCAGAUUCCUGGAGUGUUUCUCAGCAGUCAAGGACGUCUGACCCACACACAUUUAUAAACAUUUAGUGCCUGUCAUGACCCGAAACGAAAGGUCACAAGAGCCCCGAAGCCGGAAAACAGCUGACAAGAAAAGAAGAAGUAUCAGCUUCCAGAGAACGAUUGAUUUGUAAAGAAGAGGAAGAUUCCAGACCCACUGCCACAAACAACCGUGAAGUGACAUAGGGCCUCUUGAACAGGGAAUUAAAACCUCCUGACUUGUGCUGCCAAGGUCAUGCCAGUGCCAGGGGUUCAAGAUGACCCACAAGGGCAUCAGAGAGUACAUACAGAGCGCGUGAAAAGCAGAUGUUCAGAAGGCAGGAGGAGGUGAUUCAGGCUUUUACCAGCGAUCAAAUCAAGCCAUAAAAUUCUCAUUUGGGAUACUUAUCGACUCAGAAAUCAAGCCUUACAGUGGACCAUCUGCUGACAUCGAUUGCAACAGGUACUUGUGCUCUGUGCAGGGUAUGUUUUGGCCAGUUGCCUGUCUGUGCUGAAACGAGGGUUCAAAAGUCCUCAGCUGACUCAACAUUGGCAGUCCGAGGAGACGUUGUGGCUAACUGCCUCUCUCGCAAGUACAGUCUACAAUACUGUGUAGUCGGCUAUGUCUCAUUUCAGUAUUGAUGACUCAGGAAUUCAACAUGACAUGCAUCAACAGUUCCCUGUUGAUGAUGCUACAACAUUGAACUUGUCCGCCUUCACCAUGUCCGAGUAUCCAGAGGGAGAAAGCCCUCUGCUUCAGCUACAGGAAGUGGAUUCCAGCAGGGUGGGAGGUCACGUCCUCUCACCUAUCUUUAACUCCUCCUCUCCAUCCCUGCCGGUGGAGAGCCAUCCCAUCUGUAUCCCAUCACCCUACACAGACCUCGGCCAUGACUUCACCACUCUGCCCUUCUGCAGUCCCGCUCUGCUGGGUUACGGCACAUCGCCUCUGUCCGACUGCUCAUCAGUGCGGCAGUCUCUAAGCCCCACCUUCUUUUGGCCACCUCAUAGCCAAGUUCCAUCACUUGCAUUACAUCAACAACAGACUCGAUUACAACAAAACCAUCCAACUGGUGGAACUUGGGCGGAACUUACACCAUAUGAUCACGGCGAAGAGGAAUACAGAAAACCACUGGUGAAGAGGGUAGCAGAUGCAGAGGAGACUUCUACCUCUUCAAGAUGCAAAGCUGACAUGCACUACUGUGCAGUCUGUAGUGAUUAUGCCUCUGGGUACCAUUAUGGCGUGUGGUCGUGUGAAGGAUGCAAAGCCUUCUUCAAGAGGAGUAUACAAGGACACAAUGACUACAUCUGCCCUGCCACCAACCAGUGCACCAUCGACAAGAACCGCCGCAAAAGCUGCCAGGCCUGCCGACUCCGGAAGUGUUAUGAAGUUGGAAUGAUGAAAUGUGGGUUACGGCGAGAUCGUGGCAGCUACCAACAAAGAGGAGCACAGCCGAAGCGAAUGGCACGAUUCUCUGGCAGGAUGAGAACAAGUGGCCCGAAAUCUCAAGAGAUGAAAAGUGUCCCACGUCCCCUCAGUGGAAAUGAGGUGGUUACCAUGGCGUUGAGCCCUGAGCAACUCAUCGCUCGCAUCAUGGAUGCAGAGCCACCUGAGAUUUACCUCAUGAAAGAUGUGAAGAAGCCAUUUACUGAGGCCAUCGUCAUGAUGUCACUGACCAACCUGGCUGACAAAGAGCUCGUUCACAUGAUCAGCUGGGCCAAGAAGAUCCCAGGUUUUGUGGAGCUCAGUCUUUUUGACCAGGUCCAUUUGUUAGAGUGCUGCUGGUUAGAGGUGCUGAUGUUGGGACUAAUGUGGCGUUCUGUUAAUCACCCUGGAAAGCUCAUUUUCUCUCCAGACCUCAGUCUCAGCAGAGACGAAGGCAGCUGUGUGCAGGGGUUUGUGGAAAUCUUUGAUAUGCUGCUGGCAGCCACGUCCAGAUUCAGAGAACUCAAGUUACAGAGAGAGGAGUACGUGUGUCUCAAAGCCAUGAUUCUCCUGAACUCCAACAUGUGUCUGAGUUCGUCUGAGGGAGGAGAGGAACUGCAGAGCAGGUCGAAGCUGCUGUGUCUGCUGGACUCAGUGACGGAUGCUCUGGUAUGGGCCAUCUCGAAGACAGGCUUGAACUUUCAGCAGCGCUCCACCAGACUAGCCCAUCUGCUCAUGCUGCUCUCCCACAUAAGGCACCUCAGUAACAAAGGCAUGGACCACCUCCACUGCAUGAAGAUGAAGAAGAUGGUUCCUCUGUAUGACCUGCUUCUGGAGAUGCUGGACGCUCAUAUCAUGCACAGCUCACGUCUGUCUCACUCCGGCCCUCGAGAGGGCAAAGGCGUCCAGGAGGCCUUCACCUGCGCUUCUCAGCAUGGACCCUAAACUCUGUCUGUGCUGAAGGAUGAUUUGUAGUUUCGGGAAGAUGAACAACAAAAACAGCCAAAAAAAAAGUGGAAUAGGAUUUCACAAGUUGAAAAACAUCACGGAUGCCUUGAAUGUUUUUCCUGUGAACUUUUUUUUUUUUUCACAGACAAGAUGGACCUGGUGUACAAUUUCUACUUUUUCAUUUCUUUCUAUACAGUAAGCUUGCUACUGUCACUUUCUGUAAAAUAAAAAAAAAAAAAAAAAAAAAAUCAGCAUCACGAUGCCUAUAACAAAUGCUGUAGAUAGAGCGGCUAUUGACAACCCUGUCGGAAAUGAACAGAUCAGAUUCCAACACUUGUAAAAUGACUGUAUGAACGAUGAGAGAUUAGUCUCCAGUGUGAACAAAGACUAAAUUCUGGUCCAAAGAUUUGAGACCUGAAUCAAGCCUUUUUUUGGUCAAAGCAAGAGGAUUCAUGAAUGUCAUCUGUUUCUUUGCAUCUGUUAUUUUUGACAAAUGUAACCAAAGCAAAAUGUUUCAAAAAACAGUUACUUUCGUCCUGCUCCCUACCUAGUAAACCCCUUUAACACCAUAAAGGCCUUGUACAAAACAUUUAUACAUUUUCUAGUCAUAUCACCAAUUUAUUCCAUUGUGAAAACUGUUCUGUUUGUAAGAUGAACCACAGUUACCAGAAUUACUUUUGAUAUUGCACUAUU